CCAGGAACGCUAUUUGGCGAUGUGUAGGGUGUUCACAUUAAAGCAUGUAGUUAUAAAUUGUUUACAAUGUCCGUGAGCGCCAUGACCACCAGAGUGUAGCUCUUGUAGGUCACAGUGACAGUUUUCAUGUUACAUCAGUGGGGCCCAACCUUUUCUCGCUCGAGGACAUCAUAAAAUCUCGUGGGUCAGAACAUGGCGGUUUUGCCAGAAUCAUGAUGUUAAAAAUGAGAUUAUGUUUGUGUCCGGUUAAAAUAAGUGGGCCGUAGGUUGGGCAGCUCUGUAUUACAGUAUUUUCACUUGCUAGUGUGUUGGCACUUGAGGUCACUUGCCGCAGCAAUCUUAGCUGCAGAGUGUAGAGGGUCAACAACGUGUAGCUGGCUGACCCGGAAGUGUGCGCACAAGUGCUUUGUCCAACACAGGAUGACGUAUGUCGGCUUACAAGCUGGUAAGAUGGUCAGAGCUGUAGUUGCUGUAAAGAUGUUUAGUCGUGAUGCGCGGAAGUUUGCUGGUUGUUAGAAACACAGGUUUACGAUUUACACACUUGGGUGGGACUUCGCCGCCAGAACGAGGCUCGCUUUGCACCAGUGACGUCACGUCCACUUCCUGACAGAGUGAGCUGAGCCAUGUCUGACACAUUUCACAGGAUGAAGCUCGCUAACCGCAGCCUAGUCUAAGCUGCCGAUGCUGGGAACUGACCUCGGUACUUGGAACUAGAAAUUAAACCUUUGAUGUGGAAACCCUCUGCAAGAAGCGAAAUGAAGUGAACAUGGAGGCCACUUGCAUAGGAUACAUAGCAGGAUUUCAGCUGGUAGUGGAAACAUUGUUGGUUAUUUAAAUCUUAAUAUGAUGUGAUUUUACUUGCUUGUCAUCUGUCGUGAGCGUGUGGCCUACUACAAUGCCGCCAGCGGCCAUGGUGAAUCUGGUGACAGAGAAAAAUGCUCGUCUGACCACAGCGCUUCUCGCGGCGCUGCUUGCAGCCUUUGGAUUUUUCAUCGUGAUCCCGCUGUCAGUCACACAGGCAGCUGUCGGCGGUCGGUGUCUGUUGUACGCUGACAGCGUGACCUUUGGCCCCCGCUCAGUGUGUGCCUACGUCGUGGCAGUGGCUGCCAUGUUCCAGCUUCUCUACUGCAUCUGUCGGGCCGGCCUCGCCCUCCUGAUGACAUGGGGCCCGGCGAAAACUAAACUUACCAUCCUGUCGCCAGUUAAGUUCCUGCUUCCCUGCGCCAUUGCUGACGUGUUGGCGUCCGUGCUGACGCUGGUCUCUGCUGGCGUCGUGUCUCGAGGCUUCAGUGUCAUGUGCUCCAAGAUCUUCUAUCCAAAAUCAGACAGAUGUGGAACGGCAGAUAUCUACAGUGCUGUGACAGACAGCUAUGUUACAAAUUAUUAUGUACGCCUUCAGGUAACAGAGGCUGGCGUGUGGAUCAGCCUGGUGCUGUGGCUUCUCCUCAUUGUCGUCGACAUCCUCAGCCUCUCCUUGUCCGGCCUUUUCUCUCGCCUGCCCUUCCCUCUCUCUCGUCUGGACUCGCUGAACCGCCGGCUGGAUGUCGGCACCCGUCACCAGGACAACAAAGCUGACAAUACAAAUCUUCCUCGUCCCUCACCUGAUUUCCUGACUCAAAUGGCUGCGAGGACACCACCUCCCAAACGUCCUGUCCCUCCCAAACCGCCGUGUGUUGCUCAGCCGUUAAUGACGUCAGGUGGGGAGCCCGGGCCCGCAGACGAGGACUCCAGCUUUUCAUAGACUAUUGUGGCUACCCUCCAGAACAUAUGUCUCCACGGUCUACAGAUGUAUGUCCCUAAAAGGGUCUUCGAGCCAUCCAGACUGACAUACAGCUGCUGUGUCAUAAAAAAAUCUUCCUUCCGAUUGUACUGCAACCUCUGAUCCACUUUGUUUCAGCACUAAUGCGGCAUCGACCUCAUUAUAAUUGUAUGUCUAAAUGUUUUAUGUCUAGGAAAGAAUGUAUCAUUGUCUUGUUUUAGUCUUGCUGCCGUCUGUCGGGAAAAUUUUGAUUCCAAUGAAAUUCCACCAAGAAUGACAAGUGUCGUAUCUCUAAACAGAAAGAAAAAAAAUAAUAAUCAGACAAUAUCAUUAAAUCAUAAUGUCCUGAUCGCAAUCAAAAAUUCACUUUAAAACUGAUUAACAAAGAAAGCUAAGGAGAAACAGUUCUUCGCAGCACUGUGUGUAUGCUCGCGCGUGCACUAGCAUGUGUGUAUGACCACAACCUAUGAACAUUUGCUGAAGCUUUUUAUCCACAACUAGUGAAUAUAUAGGAUGAUGUGCAUUUAACUUGCAUAAAGAUUUCAAACCAUAAAUCUUUUUAAAUACUUCCCAACCCCAAGAUCUCCUGCAAAAUGAGUAAAU
Messenger RNA from Pomacea canaliculata, 2362 nucleotides. Its product is annotated as transmembrane protein 179B-like. Lineage: Eukaryota; Metazoa; Mollusca; Gastropoda; Architaenioglossa; Ampullariidae. The record is from RefSeq and is a predicted model, not a curated record. The coding region runs from base 896 to 1741 and encodes 281 amino acids. The transcript is spliced from 5 exons.